AAGGACAGCGGGGUCCGCCCGGGUGCCGGUUCACGCCAUGUCGUCCUACAGAGCAGCAUUGAGGUUCUGCCCGGAUUGCAACAACUCCAACUGGAUGAUGGGCAAGAACGAGAAGAUGGAGCUGGUCUUUACCUGCAAGGUCUGCUCCAAGGUGGAGGUUGCGGAAAUGGAGGAUGACGAGAGCGGCGGCAAGAAGAGGAAUGACGACCUCUGCGUGUUCCGCCACGACGUGCUGUAUGUUGCCAAGGAGUCUAUCAUCGUGAUGCCGGACAUCAUCCACGACCCCACCCUGCCAAGAGUCUACGACUACUGCUGCCACGCCUGCGGCCACAACGAAGCGGUUUACUACAGACUCUCAGAGACCAUUGUCAGCGACGCCAUGGCCAUCAUCUACGUCUGCUGCCGGUGCUCCAAUUGGCGCACGGAGGGCAAGGAGGUGCAAUACUCGGUGCCGCAAGAGAUGGCGAAGGACGACAGGGAAGAUGGCUCGCCCACUGAAAGGCGCCAGAUGGACUUGGAUGAGGAUGACUAGAGAUCGCAUGCGUGGAAAAAGUGGGUGCGGGU
Effrenium voratum is the source of this 564-nucleotide messenger RNA. Lineage: Eukaryota; Dinophyceae; Suessiales; Symbiodiniaceae. The record is from the annotation of a GenBank genome assembly.